GAACUCUCUCUCUCUCUCUCUCUCUACUCUGUCCAUCCGUCUCUCUCUCUUUCUACUCUGUCCAUCCGUCUCCCCUCUCCCCUGUAGUGUACAUAUAUCUAUCACGCAUACAGAGACGUGAACCCUAAAUUCUUCGUUAUCCAGAGAGCAGCUUCAACUGGCUGCGAAAAUUGCAGAGUGAUGGAAGCGAAGAAGCAAGAACAGAGGGUGGCCAAGAGGCCGUACAGUAUUGCAUUCGAGAGCAAGGAAAGGCCGAAUAAGAGGCCGUUAGGCCAAUGUGUGAAAAUCGAGGAUGGUGCUGAAAAGAUAUUCAAAUUCCGGGUGUUGUUUCCCAACGGUAUGAGUUUGGGGCUGAAGAUUCGGGGCCUGGAAGCGGAGUGGCCUAUGGAAGAGUUUGUGGACUUUGUAAAGGACGAGUAUUUUAGGGCGAUGCGCCAGACGGAGUCUGAAAAGCCGAGGAGGAGGAUUGAUUGGAAAAGCAAAGACUUGCAUUUCGUGGAUGCUUUUGAUAAUGUGAUGAGAAGAAGAAUCACUUUCAAGAACUUUAAGCCCAACAAAAUCCAUAUCCUAAGGCUUAAUGACGGAUCAAAGGCAGCAGAGACUUAUGAGAAUAUGUGGGAUCUGACACCAGAUACCGACUUGCUAAUGGAGCUGCCAGAAGAGUACAACUUUGAGACUGCCCUUGCAGACCUCAUUGAUAACUCGUUGCAAGCAGUAUGGUCCAACGGUGUAAAUGACAGGAGAUUGGUUAGUGUGGAAGUUAACAAGGACAGAAUCACAAUUUUUGACACUGGCCCCGGAAUGGAUGGUAGCGAUGAGAACUCUAUAGUAAAGUGGGGAAAGAUGGGGGCUUCUCUCCACAGGUCAUCUAGAGGGCGUGGAAUAGGGGGCAAACCUCCAUAUUUAAUGCCUGUUUUUGGGAUGUUUGGGUAUGGAGGACCAAUAGCUUCAAUGCAUCUGGGCAGGUAUGGUUUUAUGGUAGAAAAUUAUCAUAAUUUUUAUUAUAUAAUCUUGUACAGGCAUUGUAUUGUCUUGGAUACAACUUAUUUUUUAGCCAUUUUACUUCCUCUUCGAAGGCGUGCUUUGGUUUCUUCGAAGACCAAAGAAUCUAAGAUGGUCUAUACUCUGCACCUUGAGAGAGAGGCUUUGCUACGCCGUUCUGGUUCGGAAAAGACAUGGAGGACUGAUGGUGGCAUUAGGCAUCCCACAGAAGAUGAAAUAAGCUGGAGCUCACCCCAGGGUUCCUUUACCAAGGUUGAGAUUUUUAAGCCUAAAAUGAAGGACUUGGACAUAUUGCAACUCCAGUGCAAGUUGAAGGACAUAUAUUUUCCAUAUAUUCAGUGCGAUGAAGUGUCCAAAACACGCAGAACAAUUAUGCCAGUUGAGUUCCAGGUCAAUGGCACUGACUUGGCAGAGAUACAGGGCGGGGAGGUUGCUAUCACAAACUUGCAUUCCUGCAAUGGUCCAGAGUUUGUGCUACAACUUUGCUUUAGUCAGGAUGCAACCAGUGGUCCAGGAGUAAGAGUAUCUCAAGAAGCAAACGCACGUCUGAGAUUCGUUUAUUUUCCAGUUGUUGAGGGUAAGGAGAAUAUUGAGAGGAUAUUGGAAAAUGUGAAAGCAGGAGGAUGUGAAAUUAAAGAGAACUUUGAAAGCUUUAGUCGUGUAUCCAUCUGGCGGCUGGGUCGUCUGCUUCCUGAUGCUCGUUGGAAAAGGCUUCCUUUUAUGGAGCCUAGGAAAAAAAUUGGAGAUAAAGGCCAAACUUUGAAGAUAUGUUGCUCGAGAGUAAAAUGCUUUAUAGACACUGAUGCUGGCUUUAACCCUACACCAUCGAAGACUGAUUUAGCUCAUCACCAUCCUUAUACAACUGUUUUGAGGAACUUUGGGGACAAGCGUCCAGAAACAGACAAAGAGGUAAAACUUGAAAUAUCUAAAGAUGGGAAGCAAGUGACACUUCCGCAACUGGAGAAGCAAUAUGACGAAUGGAUCUUUCAGAUGCAUGAUCAUUAUGAUGAGGUUAUCGAGCGUGGUGAAGAUCAACCCCUUCUAGUUGUCAGUCCCUCAAACAAGAAGAAACUUGGCAUUUCUUCUGACAUUUUGAGGGUUCACAAAGAGAUUCAACGUAAAGGAGCAUCUUGGAAAUCAGGGCAGAAAAUUAAAGUGCUGAAGGGAGCAUGCGCAGGAUGCCACAAGAACAAUAUGUAUGCUACUUUAGAAUAUAUUGUGCUUGAAGGAUUUCAAGGCGAUUCAGGUGGGGAAGCUCGGGUUAUUUGCAGCCCACUUGGUCUCCCAAGUGAGAAUGGCUGCGUACUCUCAGUCCAUGAUGAUGGGAAUGCCGGUAUUGAUAUCCGCAGCUCUAUCUCCCUACCAAUUAGUGUGAUUGAUUCUGGAAAGUGUAUGGCCAUGGAAGCUGCUGAGUGGGAAUACCAAGUUCAGAAGCAACGUCAAAAGAUGCCAUCCACAAUUGAACUUUUGAGUGCAAGACAUUGUCAAGAGUUGGAGGUCGACGAGCCUUUACCCACUACAGUUUAUGCUGGAUAUGCUCCUCCCAGUGAAAUUGUAGCUGUUCUUCGUCCUGCCUCUUUUAAUUCCGCGAGUGCUAGUAAGAACUUGGAUCAAAAGCAUAUCGUGAUUUCAAAGGAGGAUUUAGAGAUGUGCAUGCAAAUAAAACUGAGAGCUGCUGACAAGAGCAUCAAGGACAUUCGUCAUAUUUAUUCUGGACGUAUCAAACCAUCACCCCGUAAAGGUUUUCAGGGUUUAUAUAUAUUUCCUGUGGGACGGAAGCUCCCAGGUCUAUUUGAAAAAGCUGGCGUCUAUACUUUUUCAUUCUCUCUUAGAGAGUUGAAUAUUGGGAGUUGUGAAAGAAGAGUUCAGGUUAAGCCUUUGUCUGAAGUAGGAGGUUGGAGACAAUCAUGUGAUGGACAAACUCGACCAUAUAAAGUAAGGGUGGGUUUGUGUUUUCCACCAAUUUCCAUUGGAUGCUAUGAUAUACAUGGAAAUCGCAUACCUUUUGCAUCUGUUCCAGAAGUGAGUAUCAGAAUUGUCUCAGGAGGUGGGGUUUUGGCUAGUGUCAAUACAAUGAAAUUGGAUCUUUCAUUGGAUCAAUUGACUUUGAGAAUAAAGGAUACAUUGAUAGAAUGUUAUAAGUUGGACAAGAUUAAGCCUAACUAUGAAGCCACUUUAGUUGUUUCUGGACAAGAUGAGUUGUCAUCUGUUUCCAUUCCAUGUCAAGUUCUUCCCGGAACCUUCCAUUCUGUUAGGACACUACCAAGAAAUUUGGACAAGCAAUUACUUCCUGGGCAUGCAAUUAAGGAGCUUAUAUUAGAGAUGUUCGAUGCCUAUGGUAACCAUGUCGAUGAGGGCUUGGAAGUUCAGUUGAAUGUGGAUGGAUUUUCUUUCCAAGACCAGAUAGGUGCUACCCGUAAGGUAGAUCAGUGUGGUUAUGUUGAUCUAAGCAGAGUUUUGAAAGUAACAGGGGGCUAUGGAAGAAGAUUGUCUUUUUCAGUUUUAACCAGUGAGAAAACUAUAUUCAAGAAAGAGUUUGAAACUGAAAAAAGGGAGCUAAGAAUUUUAUCCGAGGUACCUAAAUUUUGCAUGGCAGGAUCUAUACUCGAAGACAUGGUCUUUGAAGUCAUUAACACAGAAGGUGACGUGGAUGAAACCAUCCAUGAUGACGAAUCAUGUGGUCAAUCCCACAUGCUCAUGAUAAAGUCAGAGCCACUAGAUACUGGUGAUUCAGUGAAAUACAGUUUCCACCGUGGGUGCUGCAUAGUUCGUGCUAUUUCCCUCCGACAAAAGGAAGGAAUAGUUCGACUUCUAGCUGCUCAUUCACGAUACCCUGAGCUCCAUUUGACCAUGGAGGUGCAUAUUAUGCAAGCUCCAAAAGUGGCGCCCGAACCUAUUCAAACUCAAUAUACAGAUGGAAAGGUGUUUCUCCUUCAGGACUCAUCUGCUCUUGUGUCUUCAAAGGUGGGGCAUGAUUGUCAAUUUUCAGAUGGGAAGUUAUUGCCACUUCAGGACUCAUCAGCUCCUAAAGAUGUAAAAGAGUUUGUGGUUGCCUUCAUGGAUGAUCAGAAGGAACUUGAGAAGGCUGUGAUUGAACAUGGUUUGCAAGUUGGAGACUGUGAGAUGGUUUUGAAAGAUCUCAAUGCUCAUCAGGUGGAACUAAAGGAAGAACUUUCUAUCUUGCAAGCUUCAUUGGGACUUGAUUCCUCCAACCAUUCUGGAAAUGCAACUGGGAAAGAGGCAGUAAUGAAACAGAUUGAAAGCAAGGGAGAUUCUGCAGCUGCUGUAGUCUGCAGACUCUUAAGAGAAGUCCCAUCUUCUGAGCAACACAAUAAUGUAAUUGAGAACACGCUUGGCGUGGUUGCACUUCUUGGAACAGUUCAAACCAUUGAGCUUAGCAGGGUACUGGCAGAAUAUCUGGGUGAGGACCAGAUGCUUGCUAUUGUUUGCAAAUCCUAUGCAGCUGUAGAUGCUCUGGAGAACUAUGAACAAAAUGGAAAUAUGGAUCAUGCACACAAUCCACAUCCAGAGGCAAUGAAAUUUGCACAAUCCAUAAAUGGCCGUUAUGUUGUUAUAUGCCUUGAAGAUACUAGGUCGUACACAGGCAAGUUGGGCAGUGAUCCUGAUAGGAAACUUGCGCUGCCAGAUCCUACCUUAUCAGAUGGAAAUCUUCCAUCAGGUUAUCUUGGGUAUGCAGUUAACCUCGUAAAUCUGGAAUCUCAUCAUUUGCAAGCAUGGACGAAUGCAGGACACAGUCUUCGGGAGACCUUGUUCUAUGGUCUUUUUGGUGAAAUUCAAGUUUAUGAGACUAGGGAACACAUGAAAAGGGCAAAGCCCGUCAUAAAACAAGGUGCAGUUUCCUUGGAUGGAGGGAUCAUGAGAGGAAAUGGGGUUCUUUCUUUUGGACAUCGGGAACCCAAGAUUUGUUAUGCAGUUAUUGCACCGGGAAGCCAAAGUUAUUCAUCGCCACACAACAUUGAGAUACUGAGGCAGAUUGAAGAGAAAAAGUUGAAGAUAAAAGAAACACUUGGUCAAAUAAAAAAAGGGACAAAGUUACAUAAGAAAGCCCUUAAAAGAUUCCAGAAGGCAAGCGACAGAUAUAAGUUGUUCUUGGACCGAAAGGGACCCUUGCUUGCAGGGUUUGGAGAUCCUGAUGUGAACCAAUUAUAGUGGUGCUUCUUCUGGCUGAUCCAACGGCUCCUACUUUGGUCGGUAAAUGUUGUUUGCAGGAAACCUCAGGAAAAUCUUUUUGUAUAUAUGGUCAUAUAGCAUAUUGUGCUAAAUCAGUGUAGAAAAUACAAGUGUUGAUAUUUUACGGAUACUCGCCACCGAGAAGUGAGAAGAUUGGUGGGAAUGCAACAGAGGAGGGGAGACCAGUAAUAUAUAUUAUAUAUUCGCCAGAAACAAUACACCUAUACGUUGUCAAGCGACAGUGUGGCGUUUUUAUUGAAUCAUCCUUUUGGUUUUGUACAUUGUAGAUGGAAAAGCAUGAUGGAGUUGGAGAAGAUUAGUAUGUAUGAGCUUGAAGCAUGAUAAGUUAAACUGUCUUGAGUGUUGUUUAUCGUCAAA
This is a messenger RNA of Rhododendron vialii, 5571 nucleotides long. Its product is annotated as structural maintenance of chromosomes flexible hinge domain-containing protein GMI1. Bases 181 to 5172 code for a protein of 1663 amino acids. The transcript is spliced from 37 exons. NCBI's taxonomy places the organism in Eukaryota, Viridiplantae, Streptophyta, Magnoliopsida, Ericales, Ericaceae. The record is from RefSeq and is a predicted model, not a curated record.